Molecule: messenger RNA, 277 nt
Organism: Cetraspora pellucida
Lineage: Eukaryota; Fungi; Glomeromycota; Glomeromycetes; Diversisporales; Gigasporaceae
Source: the annotation of a GenBank genome assembly
AUGAAUACAUCUUAUUGUAGAGCUCUAAAUUGUACACCUUAUGAAGCUGUUUUUGGUAUUCUACAUAAAGUAACUACAUUAAUUAACAACUUAUUAAAUAAUAAUUCUUUAUAUGAAGAUGAAAUUGGAAAAAAUUAUCAAUUACCAGAAUAUAUAAAUAAUUUAGAUGAUAUAGAUUAUAAUGAUAAAAUUUUUUUAAAUGAAGCUUUAGAUGAAAAUAGUCCAAAUAUUUCAGUAUCAACAAUAAGAUCAUCAUUUAUUAAUGAACAAAAUUUAG